AUGCAAGAUGCUGCCCGUGCUGCCUGUGUGUCUCACUCCUUUCUAUGCUCCUGGAGAUGCUAUCCCAAUCUUAUCUUCACGGAAGAAACAAUGUGCUCCAAAGAAAAUUUACGUAAGAGAACAGUGGGAUCAAAUGGUAUACAAGACUACAACAACAAUAUCCACCACGUUUUAACAAACCACUCAGGCGCUGGCGUGAGGAAAUUCAGGCUUGAAUAUCAUGUUCCUUAUGAUGCAAAAUCAUAUCACCGUCUCAGUAGUUGGCUUCAGAUCGCUGUCACACCAAGUAUUGAAGAGCUCAACCUUGUAGUAUGGCCGAAAGAGACAACAUUUAUUUCGCAAAAAAGAAAGAAAAAGGCAACGUUUAACUUUCCAAUCACACUUCUGUCUGACAUGUGUAAAGGCUCAAUUCAGCAUCUUCACCUUGCCAAUGUGGACCUGCAUCCAACAUUUCAACUUGGUUUGAGAACCCUGAAAUCGCUGCAUCUGCAUGGCGUGAAUAUUACGGGGGACGAGUUAGGGUGCCUUCUAUCUAAUUCCUUUGCUUUGGCACACUUGAGACUUCAAUAUUGUCAUGACCUCAUUCGCCUGGAGAUACCUUGUCUGCUGCAGCGGCUUAGGUUCCUGGAGGUGCUUGAAUGUAGCCUUCAGGUGUUAGAGAUCAAUGCCCCAAAUAUCUCGAGAUCCCGCUUACUAGAUUUUAAUGUGAAACUCUCGCUUGGAAAGUCGCGGAAGAUGAAGUACCUGAUGUUGAACAAUAGCUGUGUCAUCAGUUAUGCUAUUGACAACCUUCCUUCCUGCGCGCCGAAAGUUGAGACUCUUACCAUACAUUCUAGUUAUGAGAUUAUUAAUGCACCAGUGGCAUCUGGCAGAUUUUGCCACCUCAAGAUCUUGAUUAUUUAUUUUUUUGGAUUCCAUUCUCAUCGGGACUAUGAUUAUUUAUCCUUGGUUUCUUUUUUUGACGCUUCUCCUUUGUUGGAGAAGUUUGUCUUGUUUGUAUCGCCAGUGCAGUCCAAGUAA
Triticum turgidum subsp. durum (durum wheat) is the source of this 1020-nucleotide messenger RNA. The record is from the annotation of a GenBank genome assembly. Lineage: Eukaryota; Viridiplantae; Streptophyta; Magnoliopsida; Poales; Poaceae.